CUUACAACGUCACUGAGCAUUCCAUGCUUAUCAAUACUGUUAUCACAUUGACUCAUUUAUUAUUCACAUUGCAUUAUCGAAGUUUCAUUUGGUAGGUAUUUAGCAUUAGUGAAAAAAAAAAAAAAUCUACUGCCAAAAACCCAUAAGUUAUCCUGAUACAUAUUAUAUUAAUUUUUGACAAACAACAGUGCGGCACCGUGCGUUUGUUUUGAACCCAAUAGUAUUGGUUGUUCGCUACUCAGAAAGUAAGUACUCGCGGUUAUUAUUUUAACCUCGAUUUAUUUAUAUACAAUGGUUAAUAACGUUUAUGAAUCUUGUUCAGAAAUGGCCGACGGAGAUGUGGUCAAAGACGGUGUGGACAAAUUAGCUAUCCACGAUGAUGACGAAAUUGAUUCAAACUACAAGCCGCCACCCGUGAAGUCUAUUGAAGAGCUUUUGAAUGCCGACAAGGAGGAUGCGAGCUUGCAGAAAUAUAAGGAAAAAUUACUGGGCGACGCUAAUAGCGUAAAAGUCAUAUUUGGUAGUUAUUACAAAUGAAUCUUGAAAAAAUGUAGUUUAAUUGAAAUUAACUAAUAAUUCAUUGAUAUACCUAUUUAAUUAUUUAUAAUUGAUACAAGUAUGAAAUAUUUUAAUAACUAGGUAGGUAUUUGUAAUAUUUAGGUUUAUGUAUUGGAUGAUAACUUGAACUUAUUGAUAGCUCAUUCGACUACCUUACAUAUCGCUUAGGAUGAAACUUAUAGAAAUUGUAUGUUUUUAUCUAUGUAUUCUAUUUAUAGUUAAACAUUUGUUCCAUAACUUACUGAGUUCAUAUUUGUGUUUUUUUUUUGUAUAUUUUGAUAAUUUUUUCUAAGAAUUGCAUAUUAAUGAUGUUUUGCAUUUUUAGUCAAAUUAUAUUUUUAUUUUCAACAUUUUCAACUACAGUCUCAAUAAUAAAGUGUCCAAACCAAAAAUAUAAAACGUAUAAUUGUAUUAUUCUUAUAUACAUAGUACCUCUUAUUAGUAAACUAUUGAAAAAUAUUAAUUAAAAAUAUAUUCUAACAGAAUAAUACUUAUCAAGACAUCGGGGAAUUUUAUUGUAUCUGGUUUUCUAACAAUGGAUUAUCGUUUAUGAGUAUAACAUGAUUAUUUUUUUCUUUGGGACCGUUAAAAUAAAAUUUAGUUUAGUCCUUCAUAGUUAUACAUUCGCUUUAUUUUGUGUGUUUAAUUGAUUUUAAAUACCGAAAGUAACUUGCUUGAAGACACACUACAGAAUUGGGUGAAAUUGUUUUUUUACAGCAUUAUAUUUUAUUUUGUAAAAAUUGCAAGGUUGAAGUUAUUGGAAGUAAAAGUUUUAUGUUGAUUCCAUUUUUUUGGAUCAGUUGAAAAUAUUCAGUACCUAUUAACUAUCUAUCUAUCCAUAUUUUUUUUUUUUACAUAUUUUCGAUUUUUUGUGCAUAUCUCUAAUGUUACCUCCUAUAACUUUUCAUCCCAACUUAUCACCUUCUUUAAUAUAAGUUAUUAUACAAAUACAUACAAUACAAUAAACUAAUCAUUCGAGAUGAGUUCACACCACCAGUUGGGAACUACUGUGUUCAACUGAUAAUAGUAUAAUGUAUAAGUAUAUAGGUGUGUAAAAUUAACAUUUCACGAGUUUUAAAAUUUAUCAAUAACAUACAAAUUAAUUAGUGUUCUCCUUUCCUUCUUUUUACAAUUAUUUGAGAUCAGUCAUUAAAAAAAUAAUUAGUAAUUUCAUAAAAAUGUUUAGUUUAUUUUAAAUGAUAACUUUCUUAAUCCAUAAUAUACAUAUUUUGUUUUUUUCACUUAACCAGGUCCUUCGCUACAACCACCAUUCCUCUUCAUCUGUCUUUGUAACUAUCUCUUCACUAUUAAAUAUUCCUAGCAUGGUAAGGUAUUUUUGGAUUUUGCCUGCCCAUCAUUGUUUUGGAUGACCCAACAGUUACAGUCUCAAUGCUCUUCAGUAUCCAUUUGGUGACCUGGCCUUACCAUUUGUGUUCUGCCCCUCCUAUCUUCCUGAUUUUCAUCGUUUUUACUAUAAUAUACAUAUAUAUAUUUAUUAUAUUUUAUACUUCAAUUAAUUUAUUUGAUUGGUUUAAUUUAUUUUUUCAGAUGAAAAUAAUCCAAAUAAAGUGAUUGUUAAAAAAUUAGCAUUGUGUGUUGCUGAUAGGCCAGACAUGGAACUUGAUUUGUCUGGAGAUUUAACAAAUUUGAAAAAACAGGUGAUUUAAAAUACAUUUUUAAAUUUAAACAAACUAUUAUUAGUGUAAAAUUAAAAAUUAAAUUCCAUUUAGGUGUUCAUUAUUAAAGAAGGAAUUUCAUACAAAAUUAGAAUAGACUUCAUAGUACAAAGAGAAAUUGUUCAUGGUCUCAAAUAUGUUCAAAAGACAUAUCGUCUUGGUGUACCAGGUAAUAUUUUUAAAAGUAUUUUUGUCUAAUAAAAAUAAAUUAUAAACUAUAGAAAUUCUAUUGGUAGGUAAAAAAUUAAUUUUUUCAUACAAAUUUCAAUUAGUAUUGCAUAACAAAAAAAAAACAAACGCCACAAAUAAUAUAAAUUCAAAAUAUAAUGAAAUUUAAAAAUAUUGAAUGAAAAAUGAACAAAGUAAUAAUUUUAUUUUUUAGUUUUUUUACAUAAUCAAAUAAUAGGAAACACUCAUUGAAAUAUGCCUAUUAUCAUAGUUUCUGGAAGAAUGCAUAAUAUUAGUUUCCAAAAUGUAACAAUAGAUUAUUUUUGCAUAAUUUGUACACUGUUCAUGUAAAAUAUCCAUUUGUAUUACAAUACAAUAUUGUAUACAUUAUGCAAGUGAUUUAUUGUUAUAAGCUAAUAAUUGUAAAUAGUUAAAUUAUUUUAUAAAUAGAUUAAAAGAAAUAUUCUGAGGAUCAAGAUUAUUAAAUUUUAGUUCCUUGUUCAUUGUACAUGAUAGGUUAGGUAUUUUAAUAUUUUAUAUUUCAUUCCUAUGAUAAACAACAAUGUGAUAUAGAUAGAUUGCUGGAUCAUGGCUUUUAUGUAUAAGAUAAACAAUAAAGAUACUAUGAAUUGCUCAUUUUGUGAAUAUUCAGGUGAUACAGUUUAACAGUCAAUACAUAUAUUUAAAAUAUUAAAUAUGGUCUAAUCUGAUCUAGGAGUGAGAGAAUAAGGGAUAGGAAAACAUUUUUAGUUAAAUAUACAUAAUAUAUCAAAAUUUUAUUUUAAUUAUUAUUAUUCUUGGGUAAAUGCAGUAAUAAUACUGAAUAAUUUUUUCUAGUAAUAUAAUUGUUUUAUAUUAUGUAUUGAGUAUUUAUCAUAAAUCAAUUUCUUAAUCAAAAUCCUAUGGACUUUUAUUUUUGGUUUAACUAUGUUAUUAUAUGAUUUUUUUCAAGAAUUCUUUUAACUAUUACAUUAUUUAUUUACUGCACAACUUUAAGAAAGAAUUAUUAUUGGUAUGGUUGUUUAAAGUAUAGAAAUAAUGUCAUUCCUAAUCCCUACAUUUAUUAUUUGAACUUGACGUAAUUUUAAAACUUAAAAGUUGAAAAUAAUUUGUAUAAAUAAAGUGCUUACUGAUUAAAAUAGUUAUUAUUUAUUGAUAUAAAACUUUUAUAUGAAUUUUAAAUGUGUCAUGUUUAUUUUUUUAAUUUGUUGUGUUAGCAUCAUUUACAAAGAAUUUAUUUGCUUUGAUUCUUUUUUUUGUGUUGAGAAAUAUUCAUUUCUUUGUAAGAAACGUGAUAUAAACAUUGUUGCUAAUUUUUUAACAUUUAAGAAGUUAUAUACUUUGAUGUGAAAAUGUGAAGUACAAAGAAAUAGUCAUAGUUCCAUUUGUUUAUUAGACAAUAAAAAGAAACAUAAGUUUUUGAUUUUAUACAUCAGCUAUAUUUUUAAUCAAUGUGAUAGACUUAUUUUAAUGAUGUUUUUGAAUGUGGUUUAAACUAAAACAGAAUUUGGUUUUCUUUUUUCAUUAUAUCUUUUAAUUUAGUAUUGUGUUUUAGAAAGUUGGUACUAAUGUUAAGUUAAUAUUAGGAUCUUGCAAUAAUUUUUCUGUAAUGCAGUUAGUACAUACACAGAUCCCGGAAAGGUUUAAAAUAUUUUUAUCACUUGUAUACUUGUUUAAAUGAAAAUAAACAUAAGAGGAAAUAAAUGCAGAGAAAUACUGAAGAAAAAGAGAUGGUUGGAUGUGACUGAGAAUGAUUAGCCAGCAAGUGUAUAUUAAAAAAGUAUUAAAUUAUAGUACAUGAAAUAAUACUGUUUAGUGCAAAACGGAAUUCCUUUGUGCAAAAAUAUAAUUAUCAAAAACAGGCUUAUUUUAUAUUUUUUAUUUGUUUACGCCAAAUGAGUUUUAUAUUAAAAAACAUUAAUUCCUAUAAUAGAAAUAGACUUAACUAAACUGAUAAAGUGCAAUUUUAACAAUAAUAAACAAACUUAUUUUUUAGUCGAACAUUACAUAAUUUAACAUAUUGAUAAAUUAAAUAGAAAAAGAAGGAGAGGUUGCUGUUUGUGGUUACUUGAAAAUAAAAUAAAUGUAAAAUUAACAUAUUUUAUAAACAAAAAAUACAGAAAUGAUAUUGGUUGGCCAAUGGACACUGUAUAAUUUAAAAUUGACUCCCAUGUCUACAGAGUUAUGGUAUAUAUUUUCCUAAUCAUGAUUAUUAACUAUAAAUGGUAAUUAAAAAUAUAGUUUCGUUAAUGUCUUGGCUUUGGGAUAUUAUAAUAUUUUUAAUAUUUUGUUAUUGAAUGAAUUAAAUCGUACAUAAUAUUUUUAAACAAUAUUUAUGUAUAAUCGUAAAUAUUGAAUGACUGAAUUUAGGUUUGUUUGAUUUAUCAUUCAUGUUUUAAGUUAUCCCUCUGAUAUAUAAUUUUAAUAACUAUUUUCAUUAAUGGUAAACUGUAUUUGUUUGUGCUGCGAAACAGUUCAAGGUAAAUAAGUAAUAAUUUAAAAAUCAUUCCUUUGUUUUAAAUCAUAUUAUUUUGUUGUUUGUUUUAGUGGAUAAAAUGACCCAUAUGGUGGGAUCAUACCCACCAAAAAUGGAAAUACAGAGUUAUACAACACCAGCUGAAGACGCUCCUAGUGGUUUGAUGGCACGCGGUUCAUACACAGUUCAUUCUUUAUUUACUGAUGAUGAUAAAAAUGAACAUUUAAAAUGGGAAUGGGUAUUUGAGAUAAAAAAAGACUGGAAGGACAACUGAUUUACAGGGAAUUUCAUUAUCAGUUAUACAUUUAUAACAACUAAAUUUAAAUUGCUUACAAAAUAUGGUAUACAUUUAAUAUGUUUAUUUCAAUAAUUUUUUUUUUAUAUAUUUAUAUAUACAUAUAUAAUAUGAAUAAUUUUAAUUUUAAUAUGCCAAAUCAAUUUAUUCAUUUGUAUUACUACUAUUAUUAUUAUUAUUGUAAUAUUCAUUAAUAUUGAAUGAUUACUUAAUAUUUAUUCAUACUCACACACACACACACACACACAUAUGUAUGUAUUCAUAUAUAUGUAUAUAUAAAUAAUAUUUUAUUUAGACUACUUAUUUUAUGGUGCCAAAGUUAUAAUUCGAUCAAACUCUUAACUACUCAGGUCUCUAAUUGGAAGUUAUUUGGAAAAAUAUUAUUUUUAAUUAAUUGUUGUUAGGGACCAUGAGAUUUUUAUCGAACAAUGUAUUUUAGUUUUUGUUAUUUUAAUUAACACCACUUGAAAAUUAAAUAUUGCAUAUUUUUGUAAAAUGAAAAUAAAAUUUUUAUUGUAUUUUUUUUUUACUUGCAUCGUAUAUAAUUAUAUUCUUAUAUUUAAUAUACAUUGAUAAGUUUUUAAGUUUUAUAUAAUAGAUUACAAAAUAAAUGAUUAAUAUUAAUUAAUUCCCUUUAUUAAAUAAUAACAUUUUUAAUUGUCAUAGUAAAUAAUAAUUGAUUUCCGCAUUUAUGGAGACAAAAUAAAAUCACAGUGUGAAAAUUUAUUACAUAUACACAUUAUAUUUUUGAACAGUUUUACAUUUGUUUUACUACCUUGGAAUAUAAUAUUACAAGUUUAUAAUUUUACUUUUUAAAACACAAAAAAUAUGUUUAAAAAAAAUUAUUAUGUCAGUGAAAUAGUAAUACAAUUUAUUAUCAGUAGCGACGUCUAUCUCUAUCUCUUCUAUCCCGUUUAUGACUUCGACUACGACUACGUGAACGAUGUCUACUAUGACGACUGCGUGAUCUGUUAACAUAUAUGUAAAAACCGUCAUAUUUAUGUUAUGAGCAAAAUAAAUUAAAAAUAUUAACCUAGAUCGUCGGUGACGAUCACUUCGAUCUGUACUUCUUGAUCUAUGACUUCUUUUAUCUUCCUUUUUAAAACGUUCUUGUUCAUCAAAUUUACGACGAGCUUCGUGUCUUUCUUCAUAGUUUUUCUGUAUAAUACACACUUUUUUUAGAUACUAUGUUUGUGUUAGUAAAAAUGAUUAAUCUUACUUCGAGUUCAGUUAGUUUUUCUCUUAUUUUAAUAAAUCCUAGAUGCAAUUUUCCACCAAAGUGAUCAGCUAAUCUUCUAUCAUUAUCAUGAAUACCUAAAUAAGCUGAACAUACAUCACACACUCUUAAUUUUUGCUGUUGAUAACUGCUUACGGGCAUUGAAUUCCUGUAAGUAUCUUCCGCUUCGGAUUUCUUCUUACGUAGUUCUUCGAUCUUAAUUUUUAUUAAUUUAUUUUAAAACAUUUAUUAUUAAUAAUUAAUAAAAGUAAUAUAAACAUACUUCUCCCAUUAAUUUAAGACUGUCAUCCACCAAACCCUGGGCACCUAGUUCUUCAGCUUUAGCCAAUGUUUGUCCUAUUUUUUCAGCUAAUUCAUGAACAGCAUUUGCUUUUUCAGCUACUUCAGCAGUAAGUUCUUCCUGAGUUUCAAGUAAUCUUUUACGGGCUGAUUCUGUCCUCCGGUCACAGUCACUAAUAAAUGCUUGUAAAUGUUCAGUAGCCUAU
This is a messenger RNA of Cinara cedri, 6895 nucleotides long. Lineage: Eukaryota; Metazoa; Arthropoda; Insecta; Hemiptera; Aphididae. The record is from the annotation of a GenBank genome assembly.